CAAAAAGUGCUGUGAAAACCACACAGAAUGUGGAACCUACAGAUCAUGGAUCUCCAUGCUCGGCGCGCUCAGGUAGAUGUUGCUCAUCAGCUUGUUCCUAACGGCUUGUGGCUUCUGUUUGGUAGGCUUCAUACUUCCAUUCUUGCUUCCACUCUGUUUCCUUCAAUCUCCACUCCAGCUCCCGCAAAUUGAACUUUCCUGCUCACCGAGUUGCGGGUUAUUAGCCCACCGCUAACCAGCCCUAUCGUUUGUAGAUUGCAACCCGUAAGUCAAGAUUGAAACCAAGAGUUCGCGUUCUCUUUCGGCUCCUGAUUCCUCCCCCGCGGCUCCUGAUUGCUCUCCCGCGGCUCCUGGUAGCUCUCCCGCGGCUCCUGGUAGCUCUAGCCUCAUGGGUUCCAGCAUCAGCAUGCCGAGAGUACGACAAGGCCCAGACAUCCGUUCGCGAAUGGCGGCUCUCGACGGCGGUUACUCCAACUCCACCUCCUCCUAUUCAUCCUCCCGCCGAAAGCGCAUCUUCGCGUUUGAUUGGAUCACCUCGCGAUCCCCCGGCUUCCGCAAACCCAAGUCCAAGCGUCGUCGGAAAGCAAGCGGCGUUUCAAAGAAGGAUUCUAAGAGGGAUUACCCUAACUACCCGCCGGCUGCGGCGGCAGUGACGCAUAGCUCCUCCCAAGGGGCCUGGCUGAAAGAAAUUCCGCCGGAGAAGAACUGGGCCGAGAAGUUCCAGCUUCGGCAGCAAUCGUACGGCAGCACAGGCUCGGAGAGUCGCGGGACUCCCGAAGCAGUGACGACACGUCAGCAUUCUGCGACGAGAAAUUCCACCGCCAGGGAAGAGCAGUCGACAGGCUACGAACGCGAGGGCGUUAAGAGGCAGGAGGUACUGUCAGUUCUAGUUUCCGCGGGUCCCGCACCCGCAGCCAAUCACAUGUCUCAUGCUGGCCCGCCCUGGGAUUGCCGAGUGUCGCAGGGUCAGGAAUGCGCGUGGGUCGGCUUCUCGUAGCCGUGGAUCAAUGGGAGGGACGGGGCGGGCGAUGUAUUCAGCCAUGUUGUAACCAUAGGGUGUUCUGAGAUCUGGGUGGGGUGGGGACUUGGGAAUAAACGGGCUCCUGGGGUAGGGCUCUGGGGAGGGUAGGGCUCUAAGGGAAAACGAGCUUUUGGUGACUCGUCCAAUAGGUGCUCGGGGCACGUUCCGAGGAACAGAAUAACGCGUACUCUUUGGGAUUUGCGGGAGGAGGGAAGGUGCUGCUGAGAGGCUCUGUGGUCGUUUUUGAGGCGCCUCAAACUGAGGCACAGGAUAACGUGUACUCUUUGGUUGGGACGUGAGGACGGAGAGAAGCUGCUGCUGAGACGCUUUCUUGAGCUUGCAGGGGGAUCAGAGUGGUGGCUCGCUUUGUAGAAGGGUUCAUUCAGGCUUCGCUUGACCAGGCUUGGGUUUCUCCUGC
This is a messenger RNA of Closterium sp. NIES-67, 1439 nucleotides long. Lineage: Eukaryota; Viridiplantae; Streptophyta; Zygnematophyceae; Desmidiales; Closteriaceae. The record is from the annotation of a GenBank genome assembly.